Molecule: messenger RNA, 9954 nt
Organism: Hylaeus volcanicus
Lineage: Eukaryota; Metazoa; Arthropoda; Insecta; Hymenoptera; Colletidae
Exons: 31
Coding region: 109-6021 (1970 amino acids)
Biological process (GO): protein dephosphorylation
Molecular function (GO): protein binding; protein tyrosine phosphatase activity
Source: RefSeq, a predicted model, not a curated record
AACGCGGAAGAGUGAUGCCGGAUGUGACAGUGUCGUAAAAUUCAUUAAUCUUUUCAUUUUUGUUGCGGCGGUGUAUAAUUCGCAAGUUUCACUUUGUGACGAUUCAUCAUGAGUGUACUGGAGAUACUACUUUUCGCGAUACAAGUUACUAUUAUUUCGGGACGAUUGACGGUCUUGAGAGGUAAAUCAGCGUAUACUUUCGGGCAGAACAUGAGAAAAUUAGCGUGUGUGUCCGAAGACGACGGUAGCGGUUUAAUAUGGAAUAGCAAUUUAAACUGGAUCUACGAACCCUAUAAGUUCAGCGAUAGAAGCACGACCGCUGACUUUCGAUCUUUAAAUGGAUAUCAAAGAGAGCAAAUAGAUUGCGAUCUGAACUCGAACGAAGGUUGCAUGAGAGACUGGAGUACUGCUGGUUGGAGUUUAGCGAAUUCCGGAGACAAACCCAUGGGUCCGGUAAUGGAUCGUCGAUGGGAGGGCUUCGUAGAGUACAAUAAUUUCGAUAGCGUGAACGAAUACCGUUUACUCGGAAAACUGGGGAAGGUUCGAAUGUUCGAGGGAGCUCUCGCAAUCUCUGUUCGUGGAUCUAGGGACGCCCACAUUCUAUUCUGCAAGAGUAAACGUUACGAAACUGAUUUUUGUUACUGGAUAAUUAUUGGUGGGUGGACCAACACGGAAUCCGUGAUACGAAAAUGUGCGAAUGGCGUACCGAAUCCAUGGGGUACAUCCAACGACGACAUGUGCACCAAACUUAGGGCUUCUUAUAAACGCAAGGUACUUUCGCCAACCGAAUGGAAAACCUUUGUUAUCACGUGGAACGAAACCACGAAGGAGUUAUCAGUUUAUGAUAAUGAAAACCUGUUAUUAACGUAUGUGGACCGCGAGGAACGAUCACUGAACACGCCUGCCAAUUACACGAUGUUCAUACGGAGUCCUGUUACGAUGCUAUUUCGAUUUCAUAUAUACGACUUCUUGCACACAACCGAUUCGAAGGCAGCUCUCACGAGUCCCCCGAUGUCUCUGUUCACCAAAAACCUUUGCAUAGAAUUGAUAAUCGGCCUGUGCACGGAAUGCGAGAUGGAAAUAGUAUUGUUAAAUCCUUCGAAUGAAAACAUCGAAGACAGUUUAAAAGUGAUAGGAGGAUCCAAAAUGGCCGCUGCUCACGGAUUGGCUAUGUGGCAAUACGUUCGGAUCAAUAAAACGAUUUCGACCGACUUUGGACAGAGGGUGAAGAUAAAAUUAAUACCGAAACUUCAGCGGGAAAGCUCCAAUCCACUAUGGGUUGUUGCAAACUUUCGCGUAUGUCCAUCAGCAGAUUCUGUACGACAAGCCAUUAUGACAGCUACGCAAGAUUACAAUCGUGACUAUUACUGGCCAGUAGUCACGUGCCAAAAGCUCUUUUACGACGAAAUCAUCGUCGUAAAUUCCGUGCCCGACGCCAUUUUGAAUUUAGAAUUCGACGACUUGUAUUGUCCCGAGGGAAAGGAGGGACUUCACUGUUCGAUAAGCUGCUAUAGUGACUUGGAAAGCCGUACAGACUGCGGGGGUACUGCGAUUUGUGAAAGAACGGGCUGCACCUGUCCACCAGGUUUCAUUGGAGAGAAUUGUGAUUACAAGUGUGCUAUUAAUCGAUAUGGCCACGACUGCAAGGGAACUUGUGGCCAGUGCAAGGAAGACAUAUGUAACGUCAAAUCAGGAACAUGCACAUAUGGCUGUGACAAUUCUAAAAGAUACUAUAUACCACCGUUUUGUAAAAGAGUCAUAGAUCCACUUCCUCCUCCGAACAUCGACUUUAUCAACGAGACAACUGUUCGCGCUGUUCUUCCAGCUAGAGAGGAAUACACAUUAGUAUCUUCCAGUUAUCGAUUUGUAAUACGGAAAAAUAUGGACGACUCUGACACCGAUGUUCGUCGCAUCCGAGACAACGUGAAGAUAUUUAAGAACAUGACAACAUUAAUUGGGUACACCGAUGACUUAGAACCUGGCACUACUUAUAAGAUUUUCUGCGAUCUGCACAUCACCGAUGAUUCGAAUAUUAUACACGGACAAUUAGCCACCUUUACAACACGCUGCACUCCGUACACGAACUUUGAAGUAGUCCGAGGAAACAUAAGUUUGACACUGAAAAAGGGUCGGCAAGUAGACCCUUUGUACACUUGUCCAGACCAUUGGUACGGUCUCGUUUUCGAGAACUGCGAAACGAACGUUCAAAUUAAAAACGGAACUGUGGACAAACUGCCGCACCAAUUUAUGGACUUGACGCCGUAUACUCGUUACAAAAUUACAGUCUACAAAGGAGCAGCGAUUCUCUUUUCACAGGAGGUUCGAACUCUCGACGCAGCGCCUUCUAGUGUAAGGAACAUUAAGACGACACUGCUUUCGAAUAAGAAAGUAACGAUAAAAUGGGAUCUUCCUCAACAUUUAAACGGAAUCAUUAAGAAUUACACAAUCGUAUUAAAGGUCCUAAUGUAUUUCGGCUGCUCCGACUUAAACAGGGAUUCUCCGAAGAAGGAGAUCACAACUACUAGUACUUCCACCGAUAUUACAUUUCCAGAUUUAAACCCCUACGCAAAAUAUGUUGCUGCAAUUUCAGCCUGUACUUCUUAUUGUGGACCUGUCCAGAAAACAGUAUUCGACACCGAUCAGAGUGAAAUACCAACCGCAGUGUACAGCGAUUUAACGACGGAAGCUUACAUGUUAACGUGGAAGCCACCGGAAAAUUGCACCACGAUUUCUGGACCUUUGUGCACGCGAAUUAUUAUCACCGGAAUUAGCAAAUCCGUGGUGGGUGUAAAUAUUACGAAACAAACCAAGCAAUUCAACAUUGAUUUAAAAAAUAUCCUUAACGGUACAGAAACGUACGAAGCACGAAUUUAUGUGAUUCGAGACUACGGUAAAAGGCACAACGAUUUGCUUUAUCAGAAAAUUAUUUUCACCAUGCCACCGAAAGCUCCGCCUCCGGUAAGGAAUCUAGAAAUUUACGAAACCGACUUGCGAGCAAAAAUUGCCUAUUUGAGAUGGCAGAAACCGGAAGCACCAAUCCACGGAGAAAUAAAACAUUACAUCGUGAGCAAUUGUUACCUCAAACAAUGCAAUACGUUACUGAAGGUACAGCCAACGACGCACUGCAACUUGUGGGACGAUUACGUUUGCGCUGCUGUCAAGGAAAUCGAUUACGUGCAAGGGCUGAUCGAGGUUUCAGCUGUGAACGCAAACCUUUCGACGCCGGGCAACGCGUCACGUGUGCCGAUUUUUCUCGUUGAAUUUAAACCAGAGGCACCUCACCUCUUCACCGUCGAAACUCUCGAUAAAGGUGUCGUCAACGUGAGUUGGUCUCAUCCAUGGCGAACAGGGGGUCGUCUGGAGAAAUUUCUGAUAAUUUCGAAAAUAAUAUCAUCGGAUCUCAGAAUGGAAAUUCAAGAGUCGAAGAGAACCAUGAUACACGAGCACCUGGUCAAGGAAUACCAGUCUCGGUACAGCCAACAAUUACACUUUCUGUCGUCGACCACUUACGUAGUUUCCAUUCGCGGCGUGACAAUCAUGGGAAAAUCUGGCGUGAACGACUUUGCGGAAGUGCGUACACCUUUGGCCACGGGAUUCGAGACGGAAUUAACGUCGGAAGUAAGGGACAAGGAUUCGACGAUCACGUUGCGCAUUCCUACCGUGGUGAACGACACGAGGAACAGCCUGAUGAACGUGAUCGUGAAGGGGCCGCAACCCUGCGAGCGUUACGUGAAACUGAGCCCUUUACUUCGCGAGAAGACGGGCAUCGAUCAUUACGAAACCGCGUGGCGAGCUGCCACGUUUUCCACGGAGAAGUUCGCCGGCAAAACGUUCACGGUAGGGGAUAACAAACUUUACGGCGAUGCCACGAACUGUCCGCUAAAGCCUGACGAAUCCUACGUGAUAAUGGUUAUCGUGCAAACCGAAGAAUCGAUAGAUGAUCAGAUCAUAGUCGUGAAGACGACAUCGAUUCGUGUCGGCGAGGUGCCAAGGCGACACGACGAAGCGUGGAUCAUUCCCAUUAUGAUAUUACUCGUCGUGGCAGUUGUGGCGUUUUACUUUUAUCGAAGGAAGAAGAGAGGCCCAUCGAAAGUAUUUAUUCAUCACGAAGAAAUGUCUUUGGCGCGCAAAACCGAAAACCUGGAGGAUAAAUCGAUUCUGACAAAUUCAUCGCACCCACCAAAAUCUGUCACGCCCACUCCAUCCAAUAAAGAAUGCUUAUCGCGUACGAGCACACCCGAUGAUGACCGUUCGAUCCUUGUGAACGAUGUCAAUCAAAACGAAGAAGUCACUUCUAUGGUGAAAGUUAAGGACUUCGAGGACUACGUGAAGCAAGCAAUUGAUUCUGGACUCUUGGACACGCAGUACAAUACACUCCCAAGAGGCCAAACGAAAUCGUGGGAAUACGGGAAGCUUCCGCAGAACAAACCGAAGAAUCGAUACGGAAAUCUCAUAGCGUACGACGAGAACCGCGUGAUAUUGAAUAAGCUUUCGGACGAUCCUCACUCGGAUUACAUCAACGCUAAUUACAUCAAGGGUUACAAAAAGGAAAAGUGUUACAUAGCUACCCAAGGUCCAAAGGCGACCACGGUCAUCGACUUCUGGAGAAUGAUCUGGCAAGAAGAAACCCUCAUAAUUUGUAUGGUCGCGAACACAGUCGAGAACGGAAAGGCGAAAUGCGAACAGUACUGGCCCGACAUUCUGAAAAAGAAGAAAUACGGCGAUCUACUUGUCUUCAACGCUAAACACACCGUGUUCGCGGAUUAUACAUUUCGUACUUUUCACGUGACCUGCGGAAAUGAUACUCGCAAGAUCGAGCACCUGCAUUAUACAGCAUGGCCGGAUCACGGUGUGCCGUUGUCCACGCAUUCUGUGGUAACGUAUUUAAAGAAGCUUUUGGCAACGUCACCCGGAAAUGGACCUGUGGUGGUCCAUUGUAGCGCAGGCGUCGGGAGAACUGGAACCAUAAUUUUAUGCGACAUUUGUCUUCGACGAGCCGCUGCGGAAGGGGUAGUCGAUGUAUACGCCGAAACCAUGUCGAUCAGAAGUCAAAGAGCCAACAUGGUCGACACGAAGCAACAGUACCUCUUGGCUCAUUUAACCCUCUUAGAAUGUUUACUUUCAAUUCCAACGUCGUUGCCUUGCGACGAGAUUCUCCCAUUGAAAAUUAUGGAGCUUAAAAAACAAUUGGUGAUCCAGCAGCAUAGUCUGAAAAAGACAUCUUGGCAAGACGAAGCCCUUCGGCCACCGACCAGUCAAUCGUCACUGUCGGAACGCAACCUUGCCAAAAACAGAUUCCCAGAAUUAGCUUCAGCGAAAGUCGGCAGAGUGUACUUGAAGAGAUAUCCACCGACAGAUGAGGACAGCGAUUACAUUUCCGCUAUUUACGUGGACGGUGUGAGAUUGCAGAAUCAGUACCUGGCUACGCAGUUACCGUUGCCGGGGACGUUCAGCGAUUUCUGGAGAAUGGUGGCCGAAUACAAAGUGGAGUUGAUCGUUAUGCUACAACCACCUGAUCCGAACGAUACGAGCUGCUGUCCCAUUAUUCCGUCCGAGGAGUUCAAGCCGGUACCAUACAUAAACAUUAAGGCAACAGGAUCAGUCGAAUUCGACUUUUACGUCUCGCACAAACUGGUACUCAUCGACAAUUCCGAGAAGCCUGCCAUGGAACAACAGGUAACGAUUUUACGGUUCACGGAAUGGACUGCCGGCAGAAAUCAAAAUCCACCGUCAACGAUGACGUUGGUAACGCUGUGGCAAGCCACCGAGAGAAUUUCCAGGGGAGACGGACCGACCGUUGUCCUCUGCCACGACGGUGUAACCGGCUGUGGACUUUACCUGGCCUUAAGUUUUCUUUUGGAGAGAAUGGCCGUAGAACGUGAAUGCGACGUUUGCUUGGCGAUUCGCGCGGUUAGGAGAUCAAGGCCCGAUUUUGUUCAAUCUUUGGAACACAUGGAGUACUUGUACGACGCAGUGAUCACGUACUUGAAAUACUUCGAAACGUACGCGAACUUCACGUGAACGAUUCCCGCGUUAAUCGAUCAUUCGAUCCGUAGCGCAAAUUGAAUUCGAUUGAUCCUAUCGAGUCGCGACUGCUUUCCUAAUACGAGUAACGUUCGACCCAUAAAUUACACCGUUACGCAAUUACUUGAUACCGAAAUUCUCAACUCUCGAUUAUCCUAUUUUCCUUUACUUUCCUGUCUCCCAAGGCAAGCGACUUUCAUUCCCACGAACGCUAUCACGAUUUAUCAUAAUCGUAUGCAGCAACGACCCUGCCGCGCCGGGAUUCCCCCUGAACCGGUGCCGCAUAAAUUGCACACACGAAGAAGCGUGUUCGUCUCGUUAAGUAAUCGUAAUAACAGUUAACAGGAGCAUAAAAGUUUUACGUCGACUUCCAAGCAUCGAUCUCAAUCCUUAAUGCAGCCACGGUCAUUUACGAAGCGAGCGAUGGUUCAAAAGGGUAUUGCGAAACUUCGAAGGCGGUUCGCCUAAUUUCAUUCGUCUCCCUCUCUACCGGAACAUCAUGCCAGUCGAGACGCGCACGACGACGUCGUUAAUUACUAUUUUCCCGCUUAACGAACCGGAACGUUCGUUUCCCGACGACGUCCGCCAUCAUGAUGCUCAAAAAAAAUCAAAUGUAGGUUUAAAAGGCUUAAAACUCUUCAGAUCUUGUAAACAUUGUACUGUAUAUGUGUUGUGAGAUUAUAUUUUAAUACGAGAUUAUGUAUUUAUUUAUAUAAUAUUUGUCACGCAGCCGUAAUUUAUCUCUGCCUAAUUGUAUUUCGUAAGAACUUCACAUUUUGAACAGACAUUUGUUCAAUAAGUUUAGUUUGGCAUUAGUGGAAACACGACGUUCUUUUCAAGAUAUAAAAUUGGAAAGAGUGUUUCCAUAAACAACUUACAAAAAAAGUUACAAUGUACCUAAAAUUUGUCCAAUAAGUGUAAUUUGGCAUUAGUGGAACACGACGUUCUCUUCAAAGAUAUAAAAUUGGAAAGAGUGUUUCCAUAAACAUCUUACAAAAAUAAUUACAAUUUACCUACAAUUUAUGGAACUACUUUUCUUCUUUUAGCAGCGCUAAAAUUAUCAUUAAUUACAUAAAAAUCUAAUUUGGAAGUAAUGUCUCUUUUAAAUUACAAUAUUGCAAGUAGAGACAACCUUUCAUAGUUGAUCUUUUACUUAACUUUAGCUUUGAGAACGAUUCUUCAGCACUAGCUACAUUUACUGACAUUAUCAAAAUAAUUCUUAUGACCACGUAUUUAUUUAAAAAUGUACUAUUUGUAUUGUUAAGGUGUAUUCAAUAUUAUUACAAGGAAAAUAACUUUACAAAUUUAGCGUAACCCUUAAAGGCUUAAUUCGUUUCAUCACAAGGCUCUAGAUUUUCUAUGUAUUAGGUGUAGAAAUUAAUUUUGUGGAUUUGCAUUCAGCAUACCAGAGAGUUUUCACGAAACAGAAUCGAAAAACGCCAUGUAAAGCGAUCCUCAGCAACUGUUAGCACGUCAGAUAUUUGUAUCAACAAAAUACGCUUGUUUUUUUUCGACACAAAAUCUGAACGGUUAGGUAAAAAUAUUUACUCAUCAUCUCGAUACGUAGAAUUAUCAGCCUUCUAAGUUCUCGAUCUGAUCUCAUAGUGAGAUUACAAUAUUCAAUUACAAUAUCUAAUGACCAUAUUAGAUUACAAUCAAUCCGUAUAUAAACCUAAGUCUAUACCUGAUGGUCAUCACAAUUUAUCUAUAUAUUUGAAAUACCCCACAAAUUUUGCUUAUUCUUGUUCUUCUAAUAGAUUAGAAAUAUACUUGGAAUUUAUUAGGUUUAGCAAUUAAUUCUGUGUUUUUACAUUUACAUAAUUACAUUUGCAACUCUAGUUUAAAUAAAAAUGUGUACUGGUCACUUGGUUACGUACUAACGUUCAUAUUAAUAAAACACAUAGAAUUGUUUUGAAAUGCGUGACUGAGGAAAAAUCAAAAGUUGUAUGAUUUUUCUUGAUAAAUAAAUGGUAAGUUUAGCUUAGAAAGGCACAGAGUUAAUUUCUACAAUUAAUACAUAGCCACUGUGCGCAAUUAAGAGGGGAGUCUGGUCCAGCUAAUGUAUUUUUCUAAUGCAUAUAAUAUCCAGACAUAAUUAAUGUUUGUUAUUGAAACUUUUUUUACACAUAAAGGGACGUUCAAAGAAGAAAAUUUGACAGUGUAGAUUUAAUUUGAAUGUAUACAUACAGUGGGUGUAGAAAGUAUUCGUACACCGAACAAUUUCCAAAAAAACUAUGUGAAAUUGUGAUUUAUUAACUUUUUCUUUAUAAACAGUGAUAUUCUACAUAUUCUUGGAAAUCUUUAGAAUAGAUACACUACGAAAAGAUUAGUUAUUUUGUAGAAGUGAGAAAUCAACAAGAAAAAAGAAUAAAUCGAUAGAAAUACAGAAGCAAUAAGUGUUCGUACAAGUGUCAAAUUUUUAAAACUUCAUUUUAAAAAAAACGAAAUUUACAUUAAUUUAUAAAUAAUUAAUACUUCGUGGGAUUUCCUUUCGAUUUUAUAAUUACUACAACUCUUCCAGCCAUUAAAUUAACUAUCAUAAAUGUCGAUGUUAUUCGGGGUGGUAUCUUCUUUCAUUCCUUUAUUAGAGCAUUUUUUAAGUCUUUUUUACUGGAAAUCUAAUGUUUUAUAAUUCCCACGAAGCAAUAAACUAAUGCGCUUAUGUUACAAAUUCUACUGUAAAUUGUUCGUCAUAAGAACCGUGCGAAUACUUCUUGCUUCUAUAUUUCUACCAAUUUUUCGUAUUUUCUUGUUAAUUUCGCAAAUUAUAUAAACUAGUAAUUGUUGUUUGAACUAUAUUCUAGAGAUUUCCGAGAAUAUGUAGAAUACCAUUAAUUAUAAAAGAAAGGAGUUAAUAAACUACAAUUUCACAUAAAAGUUUUUUGGGAAAUUGAUCAAUGUACGAAUACAUUCUACACCCACUGUACAUAGUAAUAGUAGUCGCAAGGAAAGGAUUCGGUCAAAACGGUGGGAUACGUGAAGGCCUAGGAAAACAUCUGAUAGAUAAAAUCAGAAAAUUGUUUUCUUUAGUAGGUACGUAAAAUGCGUAUGAACCUCAAGUUGCAAAAAAAAAAUUGCUAAUUGCAAAAAUGGCGGCUAAAAACAUGAAAAUGUACGAUACAUGUCGGCCGUUAUUUCGCAAUAACUUUAUGCUAUAAUAAUAAGUCAUUAAGAGUCGAGGUUCAUCAGCAUAUAAACUUAAUUACCUUCAAUUUAAGCGUUGAAUCAAGUGAAUCGGAUAAAAAUUCGAUGAGCUAUGCGUCCCACCGUUUUGACAGAAUCCUUUCCUUGCGACUACUAUAUCUAUAUAUGUACACUAUUGAAAUAUAUCAAAAUUAAAAUACCGUUUCAUACUUGGUAUGAUCGAUUGUAUCGAAUUGUAUAUUUCAGUUUGUUUAUUAAAUACGUUGUUGUUUUGUUUUUCCUAUGUAAUUGAUUUGCUGCUAUUUGCUUGAUAUGUUGUAUUAAUAUAAUAAAGAGAAGUCGUUUGAAAUAAAUAAUAUUUCUUUUAUUAAUAUUUAGUGUACAGUUUAAUUAGUAACAUAAUCUAAUAUAUACAUUCAAGUUAAAUCUACGCUGUCAAAUUUUCUUCUUUGAACGUCCCUUUAUAUGUAAAAAAAGUUUCAAUAACAAAAAUUAAUUUUAUCUGGAAAUUAUAUGCAUUAGAAAAAUACAUUAGCUGGACCAGACUCCUCCUUUAAGGGGGCAUUCCACUGUGAACGCACAAAAAGAAGCAUAUUUUCAAUAAUUUUUUUCUCAGGAACUAUUGCUUAAAAUUGAAUGAAUGUGUUUCCCCCUUAAAGGUAUGAUUAAGGAAAGUAAAUAAAUAAUUUUUUUUUGGUAAAAAAUAUUUUGUCAUUUAUUUACAAAAUAAUAUGCAUGUGUGCAAAAAAAAAGUUAACCGCUAGCGCAGGUGAUUUUGGCUCUCCU